Microdochium trichocladiopsis is the source of this 3099-nucleotide messenger RNA. RefSeq names its product exocyst complex component Sec10-domain-containing protein. Gene Ontology annotation, biological process: exocytosis; Golgi to plasma membrane transport. NCBI's taxonomy places the organism in Eukaryota, Fungi, Ascomycota, Sordariomycetes, Xylariales, Microdochiaceae. The record is from RefSeq and is a predicted model, not a curated record. Gene Ontology annotation, cellular component: exocyst; cytoplasm. The transcript has a single exon. The coding region runs from base 269 to 3043 and encodes 924 amino acids. Gene Ontology annotation, molecular function: protein binding.
GUCCGGUCCGUUCAUGUAUCCCACCUCCCUCCCUAACCAGCAUCCAUUAGCAACUCGAACAGCAACCGCAAGCCUCCAAGCCGAGUUCCUAUUCAUACAAUCGACUCUUGAGACGUGCCCAAGCCAGUAAUGGCGGGCAUCUAUAAACUCCUGCCCACGUUCUGAGGAGCAGCAGCCUGCCUGCCCCGCAGCGAGGACACUUAUAAAUCUAGCUGCCAGACACGACCGCAUAUCCCACGCCGCCGUCUCGCGCGGCUGACACCAAGCCAUGUCAAACUUCAAGCGACAGAUGCCGCCUGGCCCUACCGUGCCGGGCGGCGGCCUCGGCAUUCUCAGCAAGCUCCAAGCUACCUCGAUGAUCGACUCGCGAGCCAGCCUGCCAGCCGAGAUCAUCGCAUCGAUACUCGACUACCUGCCGAUCCCCGACCUCCUCCGCUUCGCCAGGACGUCCCGGCGGAUGUGCGAGAUGGUGUACGACGACACGAGAUGGGUGGCGCGGCUCAAGAGCAUGGGGCUGUGGAACGAGGCCGAGGCGAGACAACGGCUCGAGGACGCUAUGCGCAGGCGUCGCGAGGCAGCUGAGCGGGCACAAGCAGCAGCUGCCGCCGCCGCCGCCGCCGUGGGCACGAACUCGGCUCAGGGGCAUGUUGCAGGCCGGCAAGCCUCGACGACACUUUUCGAUGCCUCGGUGGAGGAGGAGCGGCAGAAGAAGCUGGCUGAGAGCACGGCGAAGCUGGCUGACGGGUUCGAGACCAUGAACAUGGCUUCGAGCCCCUCGAGGACUUCGUUCAACGACCCCUCUGAGAUAUUGGAUGUCCUCAAACGCGUAAAGAGUGUCAGGGGCCACGCACGGGAAGAGUUUGGCAAGGUAUACGGAGCGCUGGCACCCUUCUACUUUGAUCUGGCGCGCGCAAAGUCGCAUACAGAGCCGAUUGUCUUCAAAGCCUUCCGCGACCCCGAGGGCCAGGCCCGCAUGUUGUCAAAUCUCAACACGUUUCGGCACAGUGACUGGUCAUCAGGGUGGCUGGAGCGAGAGGAGCGGCUGCGGAACAUGAUUGUCCUCUUCGAGAGCGCCGUGCUGCGCGAGUUUGAGCAGGGAUACGAAUUUUGGGACGUGGAUGGCAGGAUGAAGCGGUAUGCGCACGUGUUGCACAGCCUGAACGGCGGCAACGCGGCGAUGGAGCUGUUCAUCGCCAAGCACCCGACGUUCGACGAGCGCGAGUCAUUCGGAAACCCGAUAGACUGUAUCAACGGCGCGUCAUCACGAGACGACGUCACCUUGGAGCCGUCACGAAUAUUCUUUGAGAGACUCUCCAAGAAAGUCAACGAACAGAGCGACAUAAUAACCCGAAUUUUCCCGGGGGCGCCGGCUGUAUUCUGGGAAUAUGUCGACAAAGUGCGCGAGGACGUCGUCAUGGAUUACACAAAUGCCGUGCUGGAUGAGACACACGAUAGAAGCCUCCAAGCCUACUUGAAAGCCGCAUCUGGGCUUUUCGAACAGUGUAUGGCAUUCGUCCGCUCUUUGCAACCGCCGAAAGGAUCCCCAGGGACUAUCGAAGAUCAUGCCAAGGAAGUGUCUUUGAGGGUAUUCGAGCCACACUUGGAUCUCUAUCUCCAAGAAGAACUCGAUAGCUUCACCAAACAUGUAGAGCGCGAGGUCACAAAUUGGGACCAGAAACUCUCUGAGCAGGAUGCAUCUACCGAGUCCUUCUACAUGGCGAACUUCACAAGGCGAGCAGACAAGAACGACUUUUUGAGCUCGUUCAAAAAAGUGGUCAUGAUGCCCGUGACGGUGCUUCCAAGCAUACCACUCUCGUCACCGUUCGGCGGAGGUACGAAACAAGCGAAUGCUGCAGCAGCUAAUGGGAGUGCGCUCAAAACAUCAACACUUGCCACUCCCAGCCAGUCACGUCCAGACAGUCCUGGGCCUGGUGGACGUACAGGCACGCCAUUACCUGCGGAGGCUCCAACAGAUGAGCUCAAAGCCAAGGCGGCUCUCAUGGCCAGCCGGCUCGAGGGCAUAAAGAGCUUAUUCAGCAUCGAGGUCGCCCUAAGUCUUGUACACACGGCAAAAUCAAGUCUCGGAAGAGCCGCCAAGUUCACCAAGCUAGGUGGACAAGCUGGCGAAGAAGCCCGUGAGCAGUGUGAGGCCAUCUUCGUGGUUCUGCUUCGAGUUCUUGGCCAGACGCAUGUCAAGAACGGGUUCACGAAAGCAGUCGAUCAUCUUUCGAGAUAUAAUCCCCGAGAAAUCAGCAAUCAUGAUCAAGCAGGAGUCGCACCGCUCGUCACGUUCAUCGAGCUGGUAAACGUGGGCGACCUCAUCUCGCAAAUGAUUGACGUGUUCUAUGAGCAACAGCUGGCUGCCCCCAAAAUUGCAGACCGAAAUGACUUUCUAGACCCUGCAGGACUGGCCAAGAAGAAGUUUGAGCAAAUGCUGGACGAGAAUGUGGCUGCUGGCCUCAACAAGGGUAUUGACGUGCUCAUGGACGAAGUCGAAUAUCUGUGCGCAACGACCCAGCUUCCGACCGACUACAAUCCCCCCACCGUGCAGGAAAACGGCAAGGCUCGCGUCGACUUUGACAUUGGACCGACAACAACGGCCAAGCGUGUGGUUGAGCUUGUAUCCUCACAUACCAACAUGCUGAUUGGCAGUACCGAGAAGACGAUGCUUGAUGUCUUUAACGGCGAAGUCGGGCUACGCCUCUUUACGGCGUUGUGCAAACAUCUCAAGCGCCAGCGCAUCAGCACGGAUGGCGCUAUCAAGCUCAUUGCCGAUGUGAACCUAUAUUUCGAGUACAUCCGCACAUUGAAGAACAAGGACCUGCUGGAGUACUUCAAGGCCCUGCGAGAGCUCAGCCAGAUCUACCUCAUCGACCCGCGGCACUCCAAGGAGAUGGCCAAGAUAAUAGCCGAUGGUGACAAAUUUGGCGGCAUCUUCCGGCCGGAAGAGGCCUACGAAUUCGCGGAGAGGCGGGCGGACUGGUUCCAGGUCAAGAAGCACGUCGAAAAGGCCAUGUAUGGGCUCGAAUGCCUGGUCAUGUAGAUACCAGUACUGUCCAGACCAAUGGACCAAAUACAAGCAUCUUGGAUUACGCAGAG